Messenger RNA from Chenopodium quinoa (quinoa), 474 nucleotides. RefSeq lists its product as uncharacterized. The transcript is spliced from 2 exons. The record is from RefSeq and is a predicted model, not a curated record. NCBI's taxonomy places the organism in Eukaryota, Viridiplantae, Streptophyta, Magnoliopsida, Caryophyllales, Amaranthaceae. Bases 1 to 474 code for a protein of 157 amino acids.
AUGACGAAAACUACAAAAAAAAAUGUUGCAAAAAAACCUCAAAAGGAAUCUCUUGCAGCAAAGAAAGCUCAUACAGGGAAAAAAGCUGCUCCUGCUGCCAAGAAAGCUCCUACAGCACAGAAGAUAACUCCAAAGAAACCUGCAAAUUCAAAGCAAUCUCCAAUUAAAGGAACCAAAAAAGGGACAAAAGCUGAAGUUAAAGAUAACAAUUAUGAACCAAAAGAAGAUAAGAAUGAAGAAUCUGAUGGAUCAUCUGAAGAAGACAAAAAAUACAAAGCUCAUUUAAAGAAGAAAAUGAAGCUUGACAGUUCAGAUAAGGAGGUACAUGAAGUUAUAGAGGUUAAAGAAGGAAGUGACGAUGAUGAUGGUAAUCUGGACAUCAAGAAAACACACUGCAGACCAAAUGCAGUAUUUGAUAUGAUCAAGGAUUUCAGUGAGAGACAAAGAUUAGAUGUCAUAAGUGUUGGAUUUUGA